ACAAGUCACGCCUCCCCUCCCCUCCUCUCUCUCUUGUCCUCUUCCUUACUGUCCCCGUCUUCUCCCAGACAGACCCUGCCCUUUCUCUUCUGCCGCCCUGUCUGUGGGUUCUGUUGUUGAGGACUGGGAGGACUGGGAGGCUGACAAUGGGGAGCUUUCUUUACCGCCUGCGAUGCUGACACACCAGACCCUCCUGCUGGGAGCCACCGUUGAGAGGUCCCUUCCCCCUUUGAAUGUCAGUCAUUAUGGCAAAGCGUGAGACCGACAGCACCAGCCCUGUGGUCAGGCAGAUAGACAAGCAGUUCCUGGUCUGCAGCAUCUGUUUGGACCAUUAUCACAACCCCAAGGUUCUGCCCUGUCUGCACACUUUCUGUGAAAAAUGCCUACAGAACUACAUCCCUCCCCAGUCUUUGACACUAUCCUGUCCAGUAUGCAGACAGACUUCUAUCCUGCCAGAGAAGGGCGUGGCAGCCUUACAGAACAACUUCUUUAUCACCAACCUAAUGGAGGUGUUGCAGCGAGACCCACAGUGCAGCCAACCGGAGGCCUGCAGUGCACUCGAUACGGCCAAUUCAGCCGCAACCUGUCAGCCUCUGUCCUGCCCCAAUCAUGAGGGCAAGAUGAUGGAGUUUUACUGCGAGUCAUGUGAGACGGCCAUGUGUCUGGAAUGUACAGAGGGUGAGCACAGAGAACAUGUGACGGUGCCACUGAGGGAUGUGCUGGAGCAGCAUAAGUCAGCUCUCAAAAGUCAGCUGGAUACUGUGAGCAACAGACUACCUCAACUGACAGCGGCCAUUGAGCUUGUGAAUGACAUCUCCAAGCAGCUAACAGAUAGGAAAAACGAGGCAGUGACUGAAAUCAGUAAUACUUUUGAUGAGCUGGAGAAGGCCCUACACCAACGCAAGACUGCUCUUAUCAACGAAGUGGAGAACAUUUGCGGCACUAAGCAGAAGGUCCUUCAAACUCAGCUAACCUCUUUGCUCCAGGGCAAAGAGAACAUUCAGAGCAGCUGCAGCUUCACAGAGCACGCGCUCAGCCACGGCAGUGCCACCGAGGUCCUCCUGGUCCAGAAGCAAAUGGGUGAGAGAGUCAGCGCUUUGGCCAGACACAGCUUUCCAGAGCACCCUCAUGAAAACGGCCACCUUGAAUGCCAGGUGGAGACGGAUGGACUGAGGCGCUCCAUUCAGAACCUGGGAGUCCUCAUCACCACGGGGGCGGUAGGCCACACUAGUGUCGCCACUGGCGAAGGCCUGCGGCACGCCCUGGUUGGCCAACACACCACCGUCACAGUCACCACUAAAGACAAGGACGGGGAGCUAGUGAAGACUGGGAAUGCUGCUCUCAGGGCAGAGAUUAUCUCAGCAGACGGAGGGUGCACUGAAGCCGAGGUGGUGGACAACAAAAACGGCACCUACGAGGUUGGGUAUACCAUCCGAUCCGAGGGAGAAUUCACCUUCUCUUUGCUGUUAUAUGAACAGCCUGUGAGGGGGAGUCCAUUCCGUUUGCGUGCUGUCAAGCCAUCAGAUGUCCUGCAGUCACCAGAAGACGUGAAGAGAAGAGUGAAGUCCCCGAGCGGGGGAGGAGGUCAUGUGCGACAGAAGGCUGUGCGCAGGCCCUCCAGCAUGUACAGCACCACCAAGAAAAAGGAAAACCCAAUAGAGGAUGAGCUGAUCUACAGAGUUGGAACAAGAGGGCGAGACAAAGGAGAAUUUACAAACCUUCAGGGCAUAUCAGCCUCCAGCAAUGGGCGGAUUGUGGUGGCAGACAGCAACAACCAGUGCAUACAGGUCUUCUCUAAUGAUGGGCAGUUUAAGAUGCGGUUUGGGGUAAGGGGUCGUUCACCCGGACAGCUGCAGCGCCCCACAGGAGUAACAGUGGACAUGAACGGGGACAUUAUCGUGGCCGAUUACGACAAUAGAUGGAUUAGCAUCUUCUCCUCAGAUGGCAAAUUCAAGAACAAAAUAGGUGCUGGAAGAUUGAUGGGACCCAAAGGUGUGGCUGUGGACAAGAAUGGCCAUAUCAUCACGGUUGAUAACAAAGCUUGCUGCGUCUUUAUCUUCCAAUCCAAUGGGAAGCUGGUGACUAAAUUUGGAGCCAGAGGAACUUCAGACAGACACUUUGCAGAGAAAAGUGGUGCAAACAUUGCACUGGAAACAAAGCUUAGUAAAUCUGGUCCUGUUUUCAGUCCUCACUUUGUGGCUGUGAAUAACAAAAAUGAGAUUGUAGUAACAGACUUUCACAACCAUUCUGUCAAGGUGUACAAUGCAGAUGGGGAGUUCCUUUUUAAAUUUGGCUCCCAUGGUGAGGGGAAUGGCCAGUUCAAUGCUCCGACGGGAGUGGCUGUGGAUGCUAACGGGAAUAUUAUCGUGGCCGAUUGGGGCAACAGUCGGAUCCAGGUGUUUGACAGCUCAGGAUCUUUCCUCUCCUACAUCAACACAUCAGCCGACCCGCUUUACGGCCCUCAGGGUUUGGCCCUUACAUCCGACGGCCAUGUUGCAGUGGCAGACUCUGGGAACCACUGUUUUAAGGUCUAUCGCUACCUACAGUAGAGACACCAGGCAGCCCUCUCCACCACUACAAGCACUGACGACACAACCAAUGUAUUCCACAGGGUGCGAUGAUAUUUCCAGCACAGCCUUUUGAUGUGCACAUCAGCAUAUUUUACAGAUAUAGUUGUCAACCCAUUUUACCUUUAUGAUGUGUAUUGAAAGUUGAUUUUUCAAUUUGAAUAAUGUAGCGUCCUCGGGACAAAAUAAUGACAUAAACGAAUAAACUCAUUUUGGACAGAUUGCAAAGGCAUUUUUGUGCGUCACACGCGUUGGUGAUACUAUCGAACUAGAAUUUCUAUAAGACCUGAAAACUUUAGGAGAUAGAAUUGAAGUAUUUAAUCAGCCAUAACUUGACCAGAUGCAUGAAGUUUGAUUUUUUCUCGAUACUUAAGCAGCAACACAGUGUAGUCAUCAUUUGCUUUUUCCACAGGCUUGUUAAUGCUUACAGUGAACUGAACAGUGCUAUGCUUCUUCAGCGAUGAAAUGUAAAGUUUUUCAUUUACUGGCAACUCACAUAAAGAUAUCACCACCAUCCGUGCAUUGAAUUGCUGUAUGUAUUGUAUAUACAUGAAUGUAUAUUGUGUAUAUUAGAUCACUCUGUAUGUAUGUGCUCUUAUUUGAAACACAGUCGUUUGCCUAUUCAGAGAGAGGGAGCCGAAGAUGGAUUCCAGGUCUUUGAUUAUGUGUAUGGCAGCUGUUAAAGAGUGGGCUCUUGAAACACACCAGGCACAUGAUUUACAAAAAAAAGUGUCAUAUUAUUGCUUAUCUAAGCAGCACAAUAAUAAUUUUGUUUAUAAUGGUUAUUUUGAAGGGGAAAACAAUGCUAAUUUAUUUUAUUUUGUACUGGCUCAGCAUUUACAAAUUAUUUUUCUAAAAUUUGAUGUGCUUUUUUCUCGUUUUAUUUCACACCCAUGUGGGGAAAUUUCCUCUUAAAGCAGAAUUCAGUAUCCAUUAACAUCCUGAAAAUGUAGAUAAUCAUUUGUGCAGAUGGGCAACUGGUUUCCAAAGCUAGAGCGCCAUCAUUUUCAUUUAGGAUGCAAAUGCAAAUUUAAUUGUCUGGACUUCUUUACGAAUUUAAUUGAUUGUUUUGCAUUCAAUACUUUUUAAAAUUGCUAUCCACUGAAGUGCUACCACCUUACCGGAAAUAAAACACAUAUCUCAGGAAAGCCAUCCAAAUUUGACGAGUGUACGUGAAACAAUCUGCAAUAUUGUUGAUUUCACAGGCACAUUAGUGAGACGGCCUCAUGGAUGCUUUGUGAGAAAACUGUUCAUUUGUACAAAUGUAAUCCACAUCAAAGAUCACCGAAAUCAUGAAGAUGGAAUAUGAAUUCUGUUUUACAGUGUUUUUUUUUAUUUUUAUGGCUUCACAGGAAACAGUUUCAAAUGUGUGUUAUCAUUUCAUAGAGGACAUUGAGUAGUUAACACUCCUUGUUAUAUUUGAAAUCUAACUAUCUCUCAUCCCUGAGUUCCUGCCUGCACUACGUCAUGCCAUGACUCAAAAGCGAGGACUCCUACCGGUUAAGCUGUCGCUGCUCUUGCUCCCCCUUAUGUUUCUUUUCUGUAAUUUCAGAGGAUAACAUUGUGCCACAGCAGAAAGAGAAAGCUUGUGUUAAGAUCAGGCUCCUGGCCUGGCCUAAUUAUCCACAGCACUGUGUUUAACAUCCAAACACCAUCAGCAGCUCCUCACACUGUGGAGCUACAGGACUGUAACAUAACUCAACUGUCAGCCAGGAAGUUGCUGUUUUUUCAUGAUCUGUUCUUAGACUUGUUGCCAAACAGGAGUAAAGACACAUUUAGAUAGACAGUUGGUCAUCUUUCUGGAAAAUGUCUAAGAUAUUUCAUCAUACUCAUUUUUUCUUUAUGAAUAUGCACUGGUAAUAAAAGCACAUGGUUUACUGAGCUGUCGUAAAUCCUU
This is a messenger RNA of Menidia menidia (Atlantic silverside), 4464 nucleotides long. The record is from the annotation of a GenBank genome assembly. NCBI's taxonomy places the organism in Eukaryota, Metazoa, Chordata, Actinopteri, Atheriniformes, Atherinopsidae.